AUGUACGACACUCUUCACAACUUGGCAAUUAAAACAAAUUCAACACUUAUUUCCAUUGAACAUCGCUUUUUUGGGACAAGUAAACCAGCUGUCUCAUAUUUUUCAAUCCAAUAUCUCUCAAUACAAAAUAUUCUUGAAGAUUUAUCGUUAGUAUUGCAAGAUAUUAAAAACAAUAAUCCAAAUAUUAAAAGAAUUUUUGUAGCUGGAUGCGGAUAUGCCGGCUCAUUAGCUGCAUGGUUUAGGAUCAAGUAUCCAGAUAUCGCUGACGGAUCUUGGUCUUCUUCAUCAGGAAUCAAAUCUCAAUUUCGUUUUCCUGAAUAUGAUCAACAGCUUGCCAAUAGAAUUGACAGCAUAGACCAUAAAUGUCUCGUUCAAUCUCAUGAUCUGAUCACACAAAUCGACAAUGAAUUGUUUGUUCAACAUAAUUACGAGCUCUACAAUAUAUUUGGCAUUCCUGAAAUCGAAACCAUCGAAUCCGUUGCAUACACACUAUCAGAAGGCUUUUCUCUCCUUGAAAGAUCCGGUAUAUUACAAGAUUAUUGCCAAAAUUUGACAAAAUUUCCAAAUCUUACAACGUAUGCCAUUGCUUUUAACAGAUCAAUGAGCAUACUAAACUACAAGCUGUCCAUGUAUGACUUGGAUGACUUGCUUGAAGACGAAAAACCAAGAAUUUACAUACAAUGCAAGAAUAUUGGGUGGUUCCACGUAUAUUCGAACACAUCAUCCUAUAUUUUGAGGUCAAAGUAUAUAAAUGAGACCUUCUACCAUGGUAUUUGCCAAGAUCACUACGGUGUCAAACAAUUUAGCGAUGAUUUGAAUUACUUCCUUGAUCCAAAGGAUACACAUUUAUCGCAGAUGAUAUUCACGUAUAGAGAAUUCGAUCCUUUUUCAUUAAUCGGAAUUAAUAAAAAUAAUUCAUCGCCAAACAUCAAAUACGUGCAGGUUAACAACUCAUACCACGCAUGGGAUUUGAAUCCACGGCCAGAAUUCGAUACAGAGGCCUUAGUUAAAACAAGAGCUGAAUUAAUUUCUUUUGCUGAGAAUAUUAUAACAGAUAAAUGCUCAAAGACGUGCCCUAAUGAUAGUGGAUUUUGUGUUGAAGGAAAUUGCGUUUGCAAACCAGGAUUUUCUGGAGAAAAUUGCAAUACAAUGAUUAUGUUGAACAAACAUUACAAAGUUUUCUCUGCACUCAAUACGCUUAUACCAACUAUCCUAUUUAUCGCUAUUGUUGCCAUGCUUUUCUUUGUUUUCCCAGAAAAAUCGUAUCAUAUGAAUUUUUAA
Messenger RNA from Trichomonas vaginalis G3, 1281 nucleotides. Its product is annotated as serine-type peptidase protein. Gene Ontology annotation, biological process: proteolysis. Gene Ontology annotation, molecular function: dipeptidyl-peptidase activity; serine-type exopeptidase activity. Lineage: Eukaryota; Parabasalia; Trichomonadida; Trichomonadidae. Bases 1 to 1281 code for a protein of 426 amino acids. The record is from RefSeq and is a predicted model, not a curated record. The transcript has a single exon.